This is a messenger RNA of Radiomyces spectabilis, 2163 nucleotides long. Its product is annotated as NADPH-dependent cytochrome P450 oxidoreductase. Gene Ontology annotation, cellular component: cytosol. The transcript is spliced from 3 exons. Gene Ontology annotation, molecular function: NADPH-hemoprotein reductase activity; FMN binding; flavin adenine dinucleotide binding. The record is from RefSeq and is a predicted model, not a curated record. Lineage: Eukaryota; Fungi; Mucoromycota; Mucoromycetes; Mucorales; Radiomycetaceae. The coding region runs from base 1 to 2163 and encodes 720 amino acids.
AUGCGUACAAAUAAUCGUUGGACUGUCUCUCGGGAUACCCUAUUUCUCGGCACUUUGGGCAUGGGACUGAUCGCUUGGCUCGUCCGGCGUCAGCUAAGUGGUAAAAAAGGCGAUUCACACCUUGAGCGAAAGACACAUUCCUCGUCAGCCAAUCCAUCGGAACAUGGCCACCUCACACAACCGGCGAAACGUGAGCGCAACUUUGUCAAAGUGAUGCAGGAAAAAGGACGCCGCGUCAUUUUUUUCUACGGAUCUCAAACAGGAACAGCAGAAGAUUAUGCCGCUCGACUUGCCAAAGAAUGUACCAAGCGGUACGGCGUCAGUGCCAUGACCGCCGACAUUGAGCUCUACGACUUGAGUUAUCUGGAUACGGUUCCUGAAGACUGUCUGGUGUUCUUCGUCAUGGCCACUUACGGAGAAGGCGAGCCUACAGAUAAUGCAGUCGAUUUUUGGGAUCUCAUUAUGGAAGAAGCUGUCGAAUUUUCUACCGGCAAAGAAGAAGCUCCUCUAAAAAAUCUGCAUUAUCUUGUUUUCGGAUUAGGCAAUAAGACUUAUGAGCAUUAUAAUUCGGUGUCUCGUACGGUCGAUAGACGGCUAACCGAACUUGGGGCCACCAGGAUAUCGGAGCGUGGUGAAGGCGAUGACGACGGGUCCCUCGAAGACGACUUUUUAGCAUGGCAAGAAAAGAUGUGGCCAGCCUUCUGUGAUGCUUUAGGCGUGGAAGAAGGUGAAACUUCAAUGGGUCCUCGACAGCUCGUCUAUGCUGUAGAAGAAUUGACAUCAUAUGAUAUGGAUUUGGUUUAUCUCGGUGAAAUCAGCGAACAGUUGCAAAACGGAGCAAAAUUGAUUUACGAUGCAAAGCGGCCCUACCUGGCUCCCAUUUCUACAUAUGAACUUUUCCAGCAGACGAACGACCGCCACUGCUUGCAUGUGAACAUUGACAUCUCGGGGACAAAUUUGAGCUACCAGACCGGCGAUCACGUUGCCAUUUGGCCAACGAACAAUGAUACAGAGGUCCAUCGACUUGCUUCUAUUCUUGGUCUCAUGGACAAGCUCGAUACCGUGGUCAUGGUGAAAGCAGCUGAUUCCGCGUCUUCCAAGCCAUACCCUUUCCCAGUACCUUCUACUUAUCGUGCUAUAUUUCGCCAUUAUCUUGACAUAUGUGCCUGUCCCUCAAGACAGACCUUGGUGUCGCUUGUGGAAUUCGGAACAGAUGACCAAUGCAAAUCUUUUCUUCGGAAACUGGCCACGGAUAAAGAUGAGUAUCGAAAAAUGGUCGGUGAUCCUGUACGUAACCUAGGUGAAGUUCUCGAAUUGGUGGCGGCGACCGCUGACAUCGACAGGAAGGAUCGAUCUGGUUUUUUCGCCUCGAUACCUUUUGACGUGAUUGUGGAAAAUAUGUCACGGUUGCAGCCUCGAUACUAUUCCAUUAGCUCAUCGUCCAAAGAAAGUCCCCACGUCAUUUCUGCCACUGCUGUCACUCUGGAAUACACUCCUGACAGCACCGCUGGUCGCGUUGUCUACGGUGUCAAUACCAACUAUUUGUGGCGUGUUCAUUGUACAGCCAAUGGUGUGGAUGAUGGCCGCGUGUAUCCUGUGUACGACCUUGACGGUCCACGCCAGACACUGUGGGACGGUAAAGUAGCCAAACUGCCUAUUCACGUGCGACGAUCCCAAUUCAAAUUGCCGCGCAACCCCACCUAUCCAGUUAUCAUGAUCGGACCUGGGACAGGUGUAGCCCCAUUCCGUGGGUUUGUUCGCGAACGUGCCCUUCAGAAAAGGGAAGGCAAAGAGGUUGGCCCUACUUUACUGUUCUAUGGAUGCCGUCAUUCCCAGGAAGAUUUUCUAUACGCAGAUGAGUGGCCCGGUUUAUUUAACACGUUAGGCGAGAAUUCACAUCUUAUCACCGCGUUUUCGAGAGAUUCGUCGGAAAAGGUUUACGUCCAACAUCGAUUGCAAGAACAUGGGGAAGAGGUAUGGGCCUUGUUACAGCAAAAUGCGUAUAUCUACGUUUGCGGUGAUGCAAAGAAUAUGGCUCGCGAUGUCAACCAAACAUUUGUGCAUCUUGCUCAACAAUAUGGAGAACAGAUGGAGCAACAGGCUCACGAGUUUGUAAAAAAUCUCAGAACUAUCGGCCGAUAUCAGGAGGAUGUCUGGAGCUGA